Molecule: messenger RNA, 3924 nt
Organism: Zingiber officinale
Lineage: Eukaryota; Viridiplantae; Streptophyta; Magnoliopsida; Zingiberales; Zingiberaceae
Product: putative pentatricopeptide repeat-containing protein At1g77010, mitochondrial
Exons: 3
Coding region: 59-2440 (793 amino acids)
Biological process (GO): RNA modification
Molecular function (GO): RNA binding; protein binding
Source: RefSeq, a predicted model, not a curated record
UUUAUCGAGCAACCGUCGUUGCGGCUCCUUGGUCUCUUUCUCUCCAAAUUGAGCUUUCAUGAGAUCUCACAUCUGCCGAUGGCCAGCCAUCACCCGAAUCUUCUCCACAUCCGCAUCCCCACAGGCUUCCAUUAAGGCCCUGGCGAUACCCCAGGACAUCCAAUCCCUCGCAUCCGCCGGCCGGCUCAAGGACGCCAUCCGAUCCCUCAUCCUCCGCCGCCACCUCGGCCGCCCGGUCUAUCCGGAGUGCUUCGUCUCCAUCCUCCGACGCUGCGCUGACGCCGAUUCCCUACUCAUCGGGCGGCAGCUCCACGCCCAUAUGGUCGUCACCUGCUUCGAUCAGGACCCCUUCGUCUGCAACCAUCUCAUCAAUGUGUACGGUAAGUGCGGCUCCUUGGGCGACUCCCGUUGGGUUUUCAGAAGGUUGGGGAAGAAAAAGUUGCAUUCUUGGAACAUUCUGAUCGCUGGGUACUGCAAGUUUGGCUUUUUAAGUGAAGGUAGACGCUUGUUUGAUGAAAUGCCCAAGCGGGAUGCGGUUUCGUGGAAUACGAUGAUCGCAGCAUAUGAUCAUUGGGGACCAUGCGAGGAGGCACUGGAGUUGUUUGUUUUGAUGACACAUUCUGAUUGCGAUAUCGAUCGUUGUGGGCUUUCCAGUGUGAUUAGUGCCUGUGCCAAUCUUAGAUUUAUACAGAAUGGAGAGGCACUUCAUGGGUUUUCUGUAAAGCUUGGACUUGAUUCGCAUGUUCAAGUGGGUAGUGCUGUGGUUGGAUGCUAUUCAAAAUGUGAACAGUUUGAUGAUGCUGCUAGAUUUUUUGAUCAAAUGGAUGUUAAAGAGCUCUUUACUUGGAACACAAUGCUUGAUGGUUAUAUACAGUGUUCAAAGAUUAGUGACGCAAUUAAUUUCUUCAACAAUAUGCCGGAAAAGAAUGUCAUCUCUUGGACUACCAUUGUGGCUGGAUGUUCACGACAUGGUAGAAAUGAGAAGGCAAUUGAUUUCUACAAUAAAAUGCUUACAAAUGGUUUGAUGCCUGAUUGGAUGUGCUUUGUUAGUGUUUUAGAUGCAUGUACAGGGUUGUUGGAUCUUAGAAAAGGAUCGAAGAUUCAUGCUAGUAUUCUUAGAAGUGGCCUUGGAGCAGACAGAAUUAUUGGAAGUGCCUUAGUGGCCCUCUACGCAAAAUGUGGGUGCUUUAUUGAUGCACAAAAUGUAUGUCAUGAUUUAGCUGUUGUUGAUGACUUCUCACGGAGCGUACUAAUAGCUGAAUAUGUUAAACAUGGAUUGUUUGAUAGUGCACACAAAUUGUUUGAAAGCUUGACCGUGAAAAGUGUCGCACUAUGGAAUGCAUUGAUUGGAGGUUAUGCUGCAGCAGGUUUGUUUGGAGAGGCUUCUGCAACCUUUAAAAGAAUGCAGAUGGAUGGUAAGUACGGUGAUGAUUACACCUUUGGAAGCCUCCUCACCAGUGGUGUGCAUCUGGAAUUAAGUUUUGGUGAACAACUUCACUCACUGAUAGUGAAGUUGGGAGUUGAUUCAUCUCUUUUUGUAGCUGGUGCUCUCAUUACCAUGUACAGCAGCAAUUUAAAUUGUCAAGCUGCGGUAAGAAUAUUUGGGUCCGUCAAGCAUCCAAACCAUAUUAUACGGACUUCCAUGAUUUCUGGGCUUGCAUCAAAUAAUUUGAUUAAUGAGGCCAUCCAUAUGUUUUCUGUCAUGACUGCUUCGGGUAUAGUGCCAGAUAAUCUUUCAUUAUCAAUUGUUAUUGAUUCAUGUUCAAGUUUAUUAAAUCUGCAUGUCGGAACACAACUUCACGCCUUUGCGUACAAGUUAGGUUUUGAAUCAGAUGUUGUAGUUGGAACUGCUCUCAUAGAUAUGUAUGGGAAAUGCUGGAACAUUGAUCCUGCAUCACGUGCAUUUGCUGAUAUAAACAUGCACAAUAUUUUUAGCUGGACUGCACUAGUAAGUGGGUACAUGAGAUUGGGAAUGCAUGAAACUGCGAAGAAGCUUUUUGAGAUGAUGCCUCAGCACAACAUUGUUUCAUGGAAUAUAAUGCUUUCUGGAUAUGCAAAACAUGGUUUUUCAUCAGAAGUAUUACAAUUAUACAGUCAAAUGUCUAGAUCAGGCCUAUUGCCAGAUCUGAGAAUUUUUGCCUCUCUUUUAGCAGUUUGCAUCGAGUCUAAGUUGGUGGAAAAUGGAAAGCAAGUUCAUGCCCAAAUUAUAAAGAACGGCUAUCAUGUGAAUGCACAAAUUGAUUUAUAUUUGACGCAUAUGUACCAGAAAUUUGGAGAAUUAGGGAGUGAAAAUGAGUUCACUUCUAGCUCCUUUGAUUCAAUUGUCACAGAUGUUGUGGAUGGAUCAAAACCAGAUACCAUAUCAAAGAAUAUUCAACUUUUUGCAUCUGCCUACUGGAACUACUUUAGUAGAAUGAAUGGCCAAAACAGAGCAGAUUGAUGGAAUCAUUGUCUAGCAAAAGUUCAUCACAUUUGGCAUUAUGCCAUGACUUCUGCACUGAAAUUUGACUCUGAUGGAGGAUUAGUGCUUGUGCGACAAUAACAUUAAUCCAUUUCAAACGUACAGUAUCAAUUAGCAGCUAGGAGGUGGUAGAGGGAGAAGAGGACUAUGACAAUGACUUAAUCCAUGGCAUGAUCCAUCUUCCCCCAGGAUCAACUUCAAGAUAUGUUGAAUUUCCAUCCAACUAGGCAAUUUGAUUGUUUCUUGUCACUGGGCAUGCUGAAAGUUAAUCCUGAUACCGCAACCUUUUUUAUAAAGCUUCGCUGUUCGCAGAAGAAUAUGCUCAGAUGCAUUACUCUGAUUGUCCAAUACUGUGUUGAACUUGGGUUCUGCUCGGGAUGUAUGCCAUCUGUUUUUUGCAGCAGCUUAACAUCAAGGAUACAUUAUCGUAUUGGAAGGCCUCAUGGUUUAUCAACCAAAAAAGGCCUUAUGGCUCAAAUAGUCUCUUCUAGCAUGAUAUGACAACUUCAUUAAAGAUAUUUGAAGUUCGGUAUGAUUUAAAGUUCAGGUUUGUAGAAAAAAAAAGGUGAGAUAGAGCCAUAAAAUGCUCGUUUGACCACUUAUUGGCGAAACUAUCGCCGGGGCUAUGGUGGGAAGGGCGUUCAGUUGUCAUCCAGACACCCACGGUUCGAUUCCCAGCUAUGGCACAUUUGCAGAAAUUUUUCCUUCAAAUGGCGCUCACAACCAAGGGAUGUUAAGCUUCUGGGCCGUCCGCCACAAGCGUUUUCCGAUUAUCCUGGCAAUCGGUGGGAAAAUUCUGUGGGACCGGGCCGAUCGCCCCAGGUUCAACGAUAUCUAACAUGGUUAAUCAUUUUUUUUUAUCGAUACUCCACAAUAGCUCCUUGUUUGGAUCCAUGAUUGAGAAUUUUUUACAUUUGUUGCUGAAAUUAUAGGACCUUCUUCUGUAUCACUGAACAUGGAGUUGACAUAUGAUGCGAUUAUUGUUCCUUCCCUUUUGUUACAGUGCUUCUCCUCGCAUUCUUCUCCGAAAUCAGAAGAUGAAUUCAGUCAUAGCACUGCGUCAGGGGAUUUGUUUUCGCCACAGGUUUGUAGAACUUUAUCAAACCAUGAAUUUGAAGUUCUUUGGGGUUUUAUUAUUAGUGGAAAGUGAAAUUUCAUGCUACAAUUUGGGGUUUGAUCCAACUGUUUGGUUAUAUUACUGCCUGACGUUUCGUCAAAUAGUUCAUCCUCUUCAAUUUUUUCGCUUUGUAAGCAUGUGAUUACAUUGCCAAACACAGUAUCGCAAUGCGUAGAGUUACAGCCUUGCAGGCAAAGUUGAAUAGGAUUGAAGAAAGGAGCUCAUGAUUGGCAUCUUCGGACAACCCAACUCAAACGAGUAGUUUGGGAGAAAGCUGGCCGUGAUGCGGGGAAAGGGUUAACUGAAGUUAUCUUGCAUAGAUAGAGCUGUUAAAUACGUCGUCGGU